This is a messenger RNA of Halichondria panicea, 554 nucleotides long. RefSeq names its product thioredoxin-like. The coding region runs from base 134 to 451 and encodes 105 amino acids. Gene Ontology annotation, cellular component: cytosol. NCBI's taxonomy places the organism in Eukaryota, Metazoa, Porifera, Demospongiae, Suberitida, Halichondriidae. Gene Ontology annotation, molecular function: protein-disulfide reductase activity. The transcript has 5 exons. The record is from RefSeq and is a predicted model, not a curated record.
UAUUACCGAAUUUUGGCUUCCGGACCAUAAUUUUAUUGCCCCUGGAGCUAGCUAGCUGAGUAAAGACAACACAGUUCAGUGCAGUUUACACAAGUACAAACUCACGAAUCAGUGCCAAAGAGAACUAAGGAGAAUGCCUGAGUACCUGAAAACCGCGGAUGAAUUCAGGAAGGCUCUUAAGGAUGCAGGAAAUAAGUGGGUGGUAGUGGACUUUACUGCUAGCUGGUGUCCACCAUGCAAAAUGAUUGCUCCUAUCUUUGAAACUUUAAGCAAGGAAUUCACAGAAAUCAAGUUCUACAAAGUAGAUGUGGAUGAAAACAAUGAAACUGCUGAAGACCAAGGCAUCCAGGCUAUGCCCACCUUCAAGUUCUAUCAGAACGAGAAAGCAAUGAAAACGAUGAAAGGAGCCGACGAGAAACAGUUGAAGAGCAAUCUAGAAGAAUGCAAAUAGCUAUACAAGUCGUGUAUAAUCUUUGUGUCAAGACAAUUUUUAGGAAUAUCUAGUUUUUGGAGAUUUACAACUUGGUAUUGGAGGCAGCAUCUUCAAAACAAUA